CUGUACACCAGAGGGCGCCAGCGACACCUUGGGCUGUCCAACUUCCGCCAGGCAGCAAGAAGAAGACCAAGAAGGUCGCGGGCUCCGAUUUUGAACCAAGAAAAACAGCCGCACGUGGAACUAAAAUGUCCGACGGGGAUAAAUUUCAAGAUUUUGAGGAGACCCUGGAAGCACUUGUGGCCGUCAGUAGCAGUCAAGCUGACAAACUGGAACAAGUAAAGAGCGAUCUUCAGGCCUUUUUGGACCAGCAUGUGGAGAUCAAGAAGGUCAUGAUGCAGAUUUUAAAAGAUGUAGCUCAGGAGGAGGAGAAUGUUGGCCAGAGACUCCUUGACAUGAAGGAGGAGAAGAAGCUAAGAGAGAAAGAGCUGGAUGGUCUGGAGGAGCAGCUGAGGCGGUGCACGGCCAAGAGCCAGACCAUGGACUCAGAACUGCAGUUUCUGCAAGGUGAGUUGGAAAGGCUGAGGCGCUCAGAAGAAGAGAUCAACGCUCUUAGGAAUGAGGUGGACGAAGACACCACUGAGGUCAUCCCAUCUGCAAUUUAUGUUGCUAAGCUGUUCCACUUAAUAACGAAGAUCAAGUGGGAAUAUGACACAGAGCCACACAUCCUCAAAGGAGUGCAUUAUGGGCCAGACCUGGCCACUCCCAUCCACCUUGACACCUCCGUGGUAUCCCGUAGUGACUGUUUUCGGUGGCGGCUGGAGCUGACCCUUGACUCCUGACCAGUCGGCCAGGACGAGCGACAAACAAAAUACAGUGGAUACGUAGUAUGUCAAUCACAGUUUAUUUAAAUUCACUUCAUUGAUGAAAAUAUUCUGUAGAGUACAAAUAACAAUACAGUCUUUAUUCAGUGCACAUGUAACAAUGACAUCAUUUAUGAUUUUUGGAUCGCACCAGAGCAUACAUAUUUACACACCAAACACUACAAAUCCCCAAAUAGACCUUUUAAAUAAAGCGGCCAUUUUGCUUUUUUCUCUUGCUACAAUGAAAUGCAUGUUGACAGUGCGGCCUGCAGAUUGCUGCCGUGUCAGACAACCUCUUGCCCCUUUCCCAGAAAAGCUGCAUAAGAACACGAGGACCGACAAAGUUGUCACGCUACACGAUACUGUCGGCCCCUUGGAAGCCGUAAAACAAACCGCCGUCGGCAGCGUAGUCCCAUUCAGCCGGGCAUCAGCCAUCGGCGUACGGUAAAAAGAAUCUAGAGAACCACAUGACGUCUUCAGUGCGUCUCCAGGCGGCCAAGUUGCAGAUGUGGGUUGGGGUGUGGGGGGGGCUCUACCCUGCAUUGCUCCUGACCAAAACUCAGAUGGCAGAAAUUACAAGGUUUUUGGCCGCAGAGUCUGGGCGUGGAUGUUUGGAACAACAUAUGAUUAUCCGCUACACACGGCGAGGAGAUAGGGAUAAAUCUCGUACUCUUGGCUUGGAUGGACAGCAUGAUUGGCUGGAAUUUAUGUUGAAACGGGUGAUCACCCCCCCUCCCCCCCCCCCCCCCCGGCCCCGUGGAGGCUCAACAAGCUCUUGUUAAGGUUUGUAAGGAACCAUAAUAACCAGCUCGUAGACAUGCUGCAGCGCUGCGUCACAGCUUACUGCCCAACAAGCAUAUUAUUUUUUUGAACUGUGGUCUUUGCUAUUUUUCCCCCCUAAUAUUUCAACUUUCUUUUUAAAGAUCCAUAAUCGGGAAAAAAUGGAAGGAAACAAACAAAAUCUUUUCAUAAUAUUCUGACUAUAUUCCCAUUGGGCUUUAUUGCCAUAAUAUUGUAACUUUUCCCCCAACUAAGUUUUCCAGAAAUGCCCAAGUUCUUUUUCUUUUGUUUACAUUGCAAC
Doryrhamphus excisus (bluestripe pipefish) is the source of this 1821-nucleotide messenger RNA. The record is from RefSeq and is a predicted model, not a curated record. Lineage: Eukaryota; Metazoa; Chordata; Actinopteri; Syngnathiformes; Syngnathidae.